Molecule: messenger RNA, 684 nt
Organism: Pseudozyma flocculosa PF-1
Lineage: Eukaryota; Fungi; Basidiomycota; Ustilaginomycetes; Ustilaginales; Ustilaginaceae
Exons: 5
Coding region: 1-684 (227 amino acids)
Biological process (GO): transcription initiation at RNA polymerase II promoter
Cellular component (GO): transcription factor TFIID complex
Molecular function (GO): RNA polymerase II general transcription initiation factor activity; DNA binding; protein heterodimerization activity
Source: RefSeq, a predicted model, not a curated record
AUGGCGUCCAGCACGGUUAAAGGCGGAAGUGACCAGCCACCGAAAGCGGGCGCUGGAGCGCAGCCGGGAGGAUCCACCGCCAAGCCACCUGCGGGUGCAGCGGCAUCGGCACAGGGCGCGAGCGAGACGAAGGAGAACUUUGACAGCCUCGUCGACAUCAUGGGCGCCUCUGGCGUCGAUCUCAGGGCCGAGGAAGAGGCGAUCCAGCAACGAGACCUCCUCGAUCACUCGACCACCAAUGCCGCAGAGGCCCAGCACGACCAGGACGGCGAGCUGUACCUUCAAGUCUACCCGCUGGCCUUCAAGGUCCACACCAUCGCCCAAAAGCAUGGUCUCGGCGUCGAUGCGGCAGUGCUCAACUACCUGUCCCUGGCGGCGCGGACGCGGUUCCGCAACAUGCUCGAGGCGAUGAUCGCAUCGUCGCGGCACCGGUCUUGGUCGUCGCACCAGCACCCUCCGCCGCUGUACGAGGGCGACGAGCGACGACCGAUGUACCACGAGGCGAUCGUGUCGGACCCGCGCAAGCAGCUGGCGCUGCUGGAAAAGGCGGAGCGCGGCGAAGAAGCGCGGCGGCGCAGGGAGCGGCUGGCGCGAGACGAGGAGGCGGCCGCGCUGGCCUCCGGCGGCAGCGGAGCGGCGGGCGAGGGAGGUGGUGACGGCGUCCAGGGCGGCCUAGCAGGGUAG